Messenger RNA from Hevea brasiliensis (rubber tree), 2413 nucleotides. RefSeq names its product exocyst complex component EXO70B1. Gene Ontology annotation, cellular component: exocyst. The transcript has a single exon. The record is from RefSeq and is a predicted model, not a curated record. The coding region runs from base 262 to 2178 and encodes 638 amino acids. Gene Ontology annotation, biological process: exocytosis. Gene Ontology annotation, molecular function: phosphatidylinositol-4,5-bisphosphate binding. NCBI's taxonomy places the organism in Eukaryota, Viridiplantae, Streptophyta, Magnoliopsida, Malpighiales, Euphorbiaceae.
UGCAAGAAUUACAAAAAAUGCCACUGUCCCGAGCCUUUAUCCACGUUCCUGAACUUCCUGUCCUUGUCGGUCUUUGAUGUACUCUCCUGCUCUGUUACUUUCUCAAUCCUUCUCCCGCUUCUCUUUCUUUAUGCGUUCGUUCAAAGUGCAAACCGCGUCUUACGGGGGCUUUUUGGUCAUUUCCUUCCUCUAGAACCUUCCCCUUUCGGAACGGUUUUGUAAUGACCUGAUCACUGUACUUUUGUUGCAGAAAAGUAAGUAAUGGAGGACAACAGCGAAGAGAAAUUGAUAGAGGUGGCGCGUCACAUAGCCAAGACACUAGGCCACAACGAGUCCAUGACUGAUGAUAUUUUGCAGAUUUUUUCCAAGUUCGACGGUAGGUUCUCUCGCGAUAAGUUGUCGGAGAAAAUGUCCGGAGCUGCCGGUGACGAUUUGAGAGCCCGUGCCUCUCUCGAACAGACCCUUGAGUCUUUGGAACGUCAGAUCUCUCAGUUCGUGGUCGCCGAGCAUCCGAUUUGGUCUGAUUCCGUUGAUUCAUCUGCCUUCCUUGACUCCAUCGACGAAUUGAUCGCCACGUUUCGAUACUGGAAUCCCAUGGCCAACGCGGAUCAAUCCAUCGGCGCGUGUUUGGUACGCGCCGAGGACUUCAUGCAGCAAGCAAUUUUUCGGCUGGAGGAGGAGUUCAGGCUCUUGAUGGAACGUGGUUGCGAGUCGUUUGAACUGGCGAGGCCGUAUGGCAACGGAGAUUCAACGGAAAACGUAUUGUUUGACUCUGAUGACGACGACGAAGCGAUUAUCACCAACGGUGAGGAUCACAAUCAGAUUCCUGUGGCGCAACCGCUUACCCGCUACGAUAUUGUGAUCGACGCGCUUCCGUCCGGGACGAUCAACGAUCUUCAUGAGAUCGCUAAGCGAAUGGUUGCCGCCGGUUUUGGCAAAGAGUGCUCACACGUUUACAGUGGCUGCAGAAGAGAGUUUCUGGAAGAAAGCAUGUCGAGGUUAGGGAUGCAGAAAUUGAGUAUAGAGGAGGUUCAGAGAAUGCCAUGGCAAGACCUUGAGGACGAAAUUGAUAAGUGGAUUAAAGCAGCAAAUGUCGCGCUUCGUAUACUCUUCCCAAGCGAGCGUCGCCUAUGCGAUCGAGUGUUUUUUGGGUUCUCAUUUGCAGCUGAUUUAUCGUUUAUGGAGGUGUGUCGGGGAUCCACGAUUCAGAUUCUGAACUUUGCUGACGCAGUGGCCAUCGGAAGCCGGUCACCGGAGCGGUUGUUUAAGAUUCUGGAUUUAUUUGAGACGUUGAGAGACUUAAUGCCUGAUUUUGAGUCUAAUUUCUCUGACCAGUACUGUUUAGGUCUUAGGAAAGAUGCCGUUGCAAUAUUGAAGAGGUUGGGGGAGGCGAUAAGAGGAAUAUUUAUGGAGCUGGAGAAUUUGAUCCGGCGUGACCCCGCCAAGGCUCCAGUGCCUCGUGGUGGGUUACAUCCCAUCACACGGUACGUGAUGAAUUAUCUACGUGCUGCUUGUCGAUCCAGACAGACGCUGGAACAAGUUUUUGAGGAGAACGUUAAUCUCCUUCCAUCUAAGGAUUCGUCUUCCUCCUCCUCAUUGUCAGUUCAAAUGGCAUGGAUUAUGGAGCUAUUAGAGAGUAAUUUACAGAUGAAGUCGAAGAUUUACGGAGACUCUGCCUUAUGCUCUGUUUUCAUGAUGAAUAAUGGAAGGUACAUUGUCCAAAAAGUUAAUGAUAGUGAAUUGGGUUCUCUUCUGGGUGAUGAUUGGAUCAGGAAACACACUGCAAAAAUCAAGCAAUUUCAGAUGAGUUAUCAGCGAAGCUCAUGGAAUAAGGCUUUGGGAAUGUUGAAAGCAGAUAAUGGCUCUGCAGCUCCUAAUGUCGCAGGGAAGUCCUUGUCUAUGAAAGACAAGAUGAAGUUCUUUAAUUCCCACUUUGAGGAGACUUUCAAAACUCAAUCCCACUGGAUCAUAUUUGAUGAGCAGCUAAGAAAGGACUUGAGGAUCUCUUUGGCCAACUUCUUGCUGCCAGCAUAUGGAAACUUUAUUAGAAGGCUCCAGAAUUCUCCAGAAGUUGGGAAGCAUGCUGACAAGCAUAUUAAGUAUACUGUGGAGGACAUAGAAGCCCAUAUUAAAGAUUUGUUCCAGGGAGAUGGUGGAUCAGCUGGAAGCAGAAAGUAAAGGUAAGCUGCUGCUUGUUCCAUUAACGUGUUUGAACUUUAGUAAAGUCUGAAUUUUCGUGUUUAAUGUAUAUAGUUAAGAUUAAUGUUUCUUUUAUUUCGCCUUUCCUCUUCUGUGAAUGAAAAUUACAGAUAGGUACCAUGAUCAAUCAGCUUGUUAUCCUACUUCUGAGAUGAAUUAUAUUUUUGUUCUAUGCCUUCUAUGAUAAAUGUUAUUAUAUAAUUAGAUUUAGUUA